Molecule: messenger RNA, 822 nt
Organism: Spodoptera exigua (beet armyworm)
Lineage: Eukaryota; Metazoa; Arthropoda; Insecta; Lepidoptera; Noctuidae
Source: the annotation of a GenBank genome assembly
AUGAAGACGUUUUCAGCUGUAUUAUUAUGUAUGGGCACACUUUCCCUGGUGGCUGCAGCUCCAGCGAACCGCGACAGCUCCCCCAUCGAGUAUGAAUACGACUACGACCACGCAGCCCAACAGGCACAGCAAGCCCCACAGGCCCAGGAGCCCCAGGAGUCAGCCAGCCACUACGACGCCUACAUCCAGGACGUAAAAGCUGCAGCCAGCGGCGGCAAUGGCGGCAAGAAAGAGUGGGCCAGCUCGGACCAGGAUCCCAUUCAAGUGACCAGCGAACAACCCUUGCACCUCCACGAAGAACCUCUGCUCACCACAGCCCCAGAAUCAAUUCACGCUCCCAUUGACAGCAAUGCAUUCAUAACAAACGCAAUCACAUCACUCCAAAAUUCACUGCAUUCGAAACCAAACCAGAUCGAACUCGAGAAACCCAUCGAUUUCCAGUUCCAGCCGUUCCAAUCCGCUUUUAACCAGUUUAGAUUCAAACCUUUACCGGCUAAGUCUCAAAAACUAGCCACAAAUCCGUUUCAGUCAUUUGCUAAACCGGUUAAAGUAGCUCAUAAGCCUACUAAAUUAGUAUCUAAGCCUGCCAAUUUAGUUGCUAAGCCAACUAAGGUAGUAGUCGCUAAAAAUGUUGGGAAGAUAUUCCCCGACGCUUAUAUUAAUUUAGAUAGCUUUUUCAAGGAUAACAAAUUGUCAAGUCAAACGCCAGCGAAAGAAGAGCAGCAGGCAGCCGAGCCGGAGGAGGAAGAAGAAGAAGAAGAAGAAGGUGAAGCCGAACAUGAAGAAGAAGAAGAUUGCGAAGAAGAAAAAAAGAAAAAGUAG